Messenger RNA from Castor canadensis (American beaver), 810 nucleotides. The record is from RefSeq and is a predicted model, not a curated record. Lineage: Eukaryota; Metazoa; Chordata; Mammalia; Rodentia; Castoridae.
AUGGAAGAGGAGAAAUACCUGCCCGAGCUGAUGGCCGAGAAGGACAGCCUGGACCCGUCCUUUGUGCACGCCUCGCGCCUGCUGGCCGAAGAAAUUGAGAAAUUUCAAGGUCCCGAUGGAAAAAAGGAAGAUGAAGAAAAGAAAUAUCUUGAUGUCAUCAGCAACAAGAACAUAAAGCUCUCAGAAAGAGUUUUGAUUCCUGUCAAACAGUAUCCCAAGUUCAAUUUUGUGGGGAAAUUGCUUGGACCAAGAGGAAAUUCCUUGAAGAGACUACAGGAAGAAACAGGUGCUAAGAUGUCCAUCCUGGGCAAAGGAUCAAUGAGAGAUAAAGCACAGGAAGAAGAACUAAGGAAGAGUGGGGAAGCCAAAUAUGCUCACUUGAGUGAUGAACUUCACGUACUAAUUGAAGUGUUUGCUCCACCUGGGGAGGCUUAUUCACGUAUGAGUCAUGCAUUGGAAGAGAUUAAAAAAUUCCUGGUUCCUGAUUACAAUGAUGAAAUCCGUCAGGAACAGUUACGGGAAUUGUCUUACUUAAACGGCUCAGAAGACUCUGGUCGUGGCAGGAGCAUUAGAGGCAGAGGGAUCCGAAUAACUUCCACCGCUCCAGCAAGGGGCCGUGGGGGUGCCAUUCCUCCUCCCCCACCACCUGGGCGAGGUGUUCUUACCCCUCGAGGGACCACUGUGACCCGUGGAGCCCUUCCAGUGCCCCCGGUAGCAAGAGGUGUCCCUACUCCUCGGGCACGGGGGACACCGACAGUGCCAGGAUACAGGGCACCCCCUCCUCCGGCCCACGAGGCUUAUGAAGAAUAU